Molecule: messenger RNA, 501 nt
Organism: Zymoseptoria tritici IPO323
Lineage: Eukaryota; Fungi; Ascomycota; Dothideomycetes; Mycosphaerellales; Mycosphaerellaceae
Exons: 2
Molecular function (GO): acyltransferase activity
Source: RefSeq, a predicted model, not a curated record
UCUUGUGCCUGCAGUCGAGCUAGCAAUCUCCACUGCAGCCCUGAUGAUUGAUAUCGUCUUGAGAUUUCGACAACGACUGGGCCUCCUUUUGCCUGGCGAAUCGCGGCACCAUGCCUGUCCCAUCCGCUCACCUUGCUGGAGUUGGAGUCUCGUCAGCAGGCGAUACUGGUCUAGACAAACGUGCUGUGUCGGCUGGGACCAAGGCAUUGCUGGAUGCUGGCCUCACAUACAGUGAUGUAGACCAUGGCGUGGCGUGUUUUCUGGGAGAAGAACGAGUCUCGCGAUCAGUGUUCACCAUGUUCGGUACGGAAGGAGCACCAGUAUCGGAAGUUGACAAUCCUUCUGGACUCUGCAAAGCUGUACAAAGCAUUAGAGGAGGCCAAGCGACCUGUGUGUUGGUUAUCGGACUUCGACCAAGACAAGUCCAGCAAUGCCGGAUUCAAGGCGACAGUGGCACUCGUACUCAUAUCGGAAAGAUUCCUGACAUCGCAUGCCUAUCUC